Molecule: messenger RNA, 225 nt
Organism: Exophiala aquamarina CBS 119918
Lineage: Eukaryota; Fungi; Ascomycota; Eurotiomycetes; Chaetothyriales; Herpotrichiellaceae
Exons: 1
Coding region: 1-225 (74 amino acids)
Source: RefSeq, a predicted model, not a curated record
AUGUUGGACUCGCUGAUAUGGCUGGGUCUCGCCUGCCUCGUCUGGUUCUUGGUCUACCAGGUAUUCUUCAGCCCUCUGGCACCGUAUCCCGGUCCACUGCUCGCCAAGAUCUCGCCGUUGUACAACGUCUACCACGCGUGGAAGAAAGACAUCCACCAAGACCUUCAGCGCUUGCAUGAGCGCCACGGUCAGUGGUUUCCAGGCAACGACGACGUCUCAAACUGA